GUUCGGUCUUGGUUUCCUGUGCGGAACUGCUCUGACUAUCAGGAAGUUAGGGCGGUGGUGUACAAGCAGCGCGGAGUUCCUCUCACUUUAUUCUCGUGUUCAUCAGGUAAAACAAAAAAAACAGCCAAAAUGUCGAGCAAAAAAGCCAAGGGGAAGACCACCAAGAAGAGGCCCCAGCGCGCCACCUCCAAUGUCUUCGCCAUGUUCGACCAGUCCCAGAUCCAGGAGUUCAAGGAGGCCUUCAACAUGAUCGACCAGAACCGGGAUGGUUUCGUUGACAAGGAGGACUUGCAUGACAUGUUGGCUUCAUUGGGAAAGAACCCUACAGAUGAGUACCUGGAGGCCAUGAUGAAUGAGGCCCCUGGCCCCAUUAACUUCACAAUGUUCCUCACCAUGUUUGGCGAGAAGCUCAACGGCACUGACCCCGAGGACGUCAUCAGGAACGCAUUUGCUUGCUUCGACGAGGAGGGGACGGGUUUCAUCCAGGAGGAUUACCUGAGGGAGCUUCUCACGACCAUGGGAGAUCGGUUCACGGAUGAGGAGGUGGACGAGCUCUUCCGCGAGGCGCCGAUCGACAAGAAGAGCAACUUCAACUACGUGGAGUUCACUCGCAUCCUUAAGCACGGGGCCAAAGACAAGGAUGACUAGAUGGCCGACCACCGCCCACCCACCUUCCCCGGAUACCUGGAGACCUCCUCGCUCAACUUGUGCACCGUGUCCUGUCCUUUUAACCAGUUAGGUUCAUUCUGUUGACUGCCUUAGCAAUAAAGCCAGACUGCAUAUACCAGAAGGCACAACCUUUUUUUUUUAAUUUUUACCAGAUAUCUGAACCUCAGAAAUCAGUCGUAGCAGAUGUGCUCGUCUGUCAUAAAUAUCCGUUUUUGACCCCGCAGAAGGUCGUGUGUAUCCCUGUGGCGUGAAAAAUCGCUGUUAAAAAAUGUAAAAGCAACAGGAAAUUCAUCCACGAAACACCCUUGUUAAUUUAAAGGUCUGACUUAGCUGGAUUUUUACAUUUUGUAAGCUGAUACUUUUGAAAUAAAGUUCUCUAUCAACUUG
Brienomyrus brachyistius is the source of this 1056-nucleotide messenger RNA. RefSeq names its product myosin regulatory light chain 2, smooth muscle minor isoform-like. The record is from RefSeq and is a predicted model, not a curated record. Gene Ontology annotation, cellular component: cytoplasm. Gene Ontology annotation, molecular function: calcium ion binding. The transcript is spliced from 4 exons. NCBI's taxonomy places the organism in Eukaryota, Metazoa, Chordata, Actinopteri, Osteoglossiformes, Mormyridae. The coding region runs from base 130 to 648 and encodes 172 amino acids.